AUGCAUGGUAAUUCUGCACUAGUCAUAUGGAAUGAGAUAUUAAGUAAUUUUGAGAAGGAGUCAAGCGUGAAAUUGGACACUCUUCUGCAACAGUUUUUCAUUUUUUGGAUCGAGAAAGAAGAAAGUGUAAUGCAAUCACUUGCACAUUUACGUAUACUGUGGGUGGAUCUUCAACAUGAGCAAGAGUUGAGCAGCGAAGGAAAGUUGCCACAGAACUUCCUAGCACCACGAAUCUUAUCUAUUCUUCCUGAUGACAAAUAUAUAGAGUUCAAAUCACAGUGGGAUUCAAUGCCCAAGAUGGAAAAAUCACCUGAAAAACUGAUCAAACAGAUCAACAUGCAGCUGCAAAGAAGAAAUCAAGAGCUAAGAAACGAAAGUACAAUAACAUUUGUGGCAAAUGCUAAUUACAGCGCAAAACAUAAUGGAAAGAAAUGGAAGAAGGGUGGUAAGAAACCUCAGAUGGUCAGCCAAUCCCAACCCUUGACAACAAAUAAUGCCAAAACAAUGAACAGACUUAAAAAGACUGAUGGUGUGAAAGGUUUCAUUUAUUUCAAGCCCUACCAUCACUUUGACAAACAAGCAGAAAUCACAGUCGGUAACAAACAGAGAAUACCAGCAUAUGGCUGUGGGGACACUGACAUGUGCACGAUGGUUGGAAACGUACAAAAAUCUGUUGAGCUGACUGAUUGA
Stegodyphus dumicola is the source of this 690-nucleotide messenger RNA. RefSeq lists its product as uncharacterized. NCBI's taxonomy places the organism in Eukaryota, Metazoa, Arthropoda, Arachnida, Araneae, Eresidae. The record is from RefSeq and is a predicted model, not a curated record.